This is a messenger RNA of Dufourea novaeangliae, 624 nucleotides long. RefSeq names its product UPF0544 protein C5orf45 homolog. Gene Ontology annotation, cellular component: nucleus. Lineage: Eukaryota; Metazoa; Arthropoda; Insecta; Hymenoptera; Halictidae. Gene Ontology annotation, biological process: mitotic G2 DNA damage checkpoint signaling. The coding region runs from base 1 to 624 and encodes 207 amino acids. The record is from RefSeq and is a predicted model, not a curated record. Gene Ontology annotation, molecular function: chromatin binding. The transcript is spliced from 3 exons.
AUGUCACAGCAAAUGAACAUUUUAUGUUGUUUUUCCUGCAACAUGUAUCAGGUGCACAUUGUUAAAAAAGCAAAGAAAUGGCAGUGUAAAUUAUGUAAUGCAAAGCAGUCGUUCAGACGGGUACAAAAAUUAAAUGCCAUGAAAGAAUAUGAAAGUCCAAUGAACCCAUCUUUUGAGAUGGCUACUGAUGUGUAUCUUGGUAGUAAUCAGGAUCAUUAUCCUGAUCAACCUAGGUUAGAAGUACUUGAAAACAAAUGGGCAAAGUAUUUAGACACAUCUGAUGACAAGCAAUUUAAUAGUUAUGAUACUUCCAAUAAUGACAUUUGUAAUGAUAAAGCAAAUGAUGAUUCCUUGUACUCACAAAACACUAAAACUCAUGGAUCUUCUCAGAGUAAUCAUGUGCACAGUAAUUCUUAUUACCCAAAUGAUUCUAAAGAGAAUUUUAAUAACGAUAAUAGCAAAGAAUAUGACAAUCUUAUAGAACAAGACACAUCUGAUAAUAUGUUAAUUGCCAAUAAUGAUAGCAAAAAUAGUGAUCUUCAUGAUAAGAGUGCAGUUGAAAUUAAAGAUGCAAAAAAUAUUUUUGAUGACAAUGAAGAUUUUGAUCUUAUCAUGGAUUUUUAA